This is a messenger RNA of Malurus melanocephalus (red-backed fairy wren), 4494 nucleotides long. It is a transcript of the gene RNF8, whose product is annotated as ring finger protein 8. Gene Ontology annotation, biological process: double-strand break repair; ubiquitin-dependent protein catabolic process; protein K48-linked ubiquitination. Gene Ontology annotation, cellular component: site of double-strand break; ubiquitin ligase complex; cytosol. Lineage: Eukaryota; Metazoa; Chordata; Aves; Passeriformes; Maluridae. Gene Ontology annotation, molecular function: ubiquitin protein ligase activity; histone binding. The transcript has 8 exons. Bases 65 to 1624 code for a protein of 519 amino acids. The record is from RefSeq and is a predicted model, not a curated record.
CGUGCGAGCGCCGUCCCCGCCGCUGCUCAGCGAUCGCUCCCGACGAUCGCAGCGGGCGGGCGCCAUGGCGGUGCGUGGGGCGCCGCGCCUGGCCUGGUGCCUCCGCCGGGUCGGGGCCAGCUGCGACUGGCUCCUGCUGGAGGCCGGCACGCAGGUGACUAUAGGCCGAGGAUUAGAUAUCACGUACCAGCUGGUGUCAAAAACCUGUCCCUUGAUGAUCUCUCGUAAGCACUGCGUCUUCCAGCAGAAUGCAGAAGGCCARUGGACUGUCAAGGAUAACAAGAGUCUAAAUGGAGUCUGGCUUAACAAACAACGCCUGGAUCCAUCAAAAGUCUAUCCUAUUUCUGAAGGAGACCGUAUCCAGUUGGGAGUGCCUUUGGAAAACAGAGAGACUGCUGAGUAUGAGUAUGAAGUAAUUAAAGAGGAAUGGGAGAAAAUUAGACCCUUUUUAGCCCAGAGAAGUGACCUGGGGAAAGCUAAGAGUUCAAGAAUGAAACGUAAAUUUAAUUUGGAGGAAUUGGAGACAUCUGGAUCAGAAGGCCCCUCAAACUCCAGAUGCAAAAGAGACAGGGUAGCCUGUGACAAUGAACCUUUGGAUAAAUCAUGGGAACGGGUAGAAGAGGCCAGACGAGUAACUGAGAAGAUGGAUGUCAUGCUGCCUUCUUGUGGACACAGUGAGGGGGAUAGUGGUCCAGUGCAUGAUAGCCCUGUUCACUCCAAGAAAGCUCUGUCUGUCCCUCAAAAGGACCAGAAAAGCUCUGGUCUUGCAGAGUCAUGGACUGGCUUGAAAAUGUUGAGGAAGUCUCUAGUAGAUACAAUGAAAUUAAAGGUCAAAUUGCAGGAGAAGCAGACUGCAGUUCUGAAUGUGAAGCAGAAGCACAGGAAGUGUGAUCAGAAGGAGAUCCURGUCAUGGAACAGGAGCUCCAGGAGUUGCAGAACCAACUGUGCAUGGAACAAGAGCAUCAACAGCAGCAGGUGGAAGAGCUGGAGAGGACAUUCUGUAAAGAGCAGCAGAAGCUAGAGGGAGAAAAGUGGCAACAAGGGGAAGACAAUCUGAAGGAGCAGCUGGCCCAGGUCCUGCAAGAGCAUCGUGCUUUGAUGGAAGAACUGAAUCGUAGUAAAAAAGAUUUUGAGGAGAUUAUUCAAGCCAAGAAUAAAGAGCUGGAAGAAACCAAGGAGGAGAAGGAAAAAGUGAGAGCCCAAAAAGAAGAGGUGUUGAAUCAGAUGAAUGAUGUGUUGGAGAAUGAGUUGCAGUGCACAAUCUGUUCUGAGCACUUCAUUGAGGCGGUCACACUGAACUGUGCACACAGCUUCUGCUCCUACUGUAUCGAUCAGUGGACRCAGCGUAAAGUGGAGUGCCCCAUCUGCAGACAGGAGAUCAAAUCAAAGACGCGCUCUCUGGUGCUGGAUAACUGCAUUAACAGGAUGGUAGAAAAACUGGAUGUGGAAAUGAAAGAGCAUCGUCUGACCCUUAUCAGAGAGCGGAAAGUGAUGGUGAAACCAGCCACAGACAAUGACAGUGGUAUCACUUCUUCCACCUACUCCAUCUUGUCGAUGAGCCGUUGUGAGAGUGAGGACUCUCGGGAAGAAUCUCAUUAUAAUGGAAGCUACUAUGUUACCUGAACACUCUUACUGCAGGCUCAUUUGCCUGUGUGCUGCCCAGAACCAGCCUAAUGGUGUUUUGUUGACUGCUGCUGGAGGAGUGGACUGGACGCUUGGAAGGAGAGACUCURUGAAGAGGCUGGAGUUGUAAACUAGCAGCAUUUGGAAGAAGGAUCUUAUUUUCCGAAUGAAUGUACAGAAGCUUGAUCUCUAAAACAAAGUUGCAUUUGUGAGAGAGCAGACUGCCAUUAUGCUGGCUAAUUGACAUACGAACCCUAAACUUCCAUGAUAGCUUGUGACCCGCUCGGUGUAAUGUAAUAGUUUGUAUUGCAUCAUUGCCCUUUUCUUAGUGAAUGAUAUGUUUACAUGUGUACGUCAGCUUCCCUUAUUUCAGGCAGCAGAAGAAAUGUCCCAAGUGUUUUGAGAACUUGGCCAUCCCCACCCACAGGUAGGAGAUAGGUAUAUCAGGAAAAAGUGCCAGUGUGGGUGUUUUUCUUGAAUUUCAUAUGGCAACUAGAGUCAUCCCAGGCCUUUGCACUAAAGGUAGUAAAGGGUGGGAUACGGACGCUGUUGGCUGCAAGUGCAUUGUAAACUGAGCUGCUGGCCAUUGGCUUGCUCUGUUUAUGUAGCCCAUUUUCCAUUAGAUAGGGAUGGAGAUUACAUCUUCCAGAAUUCCUUGUGUAGUGUUCUUUUCAUGUAGUGUCUUUGGUGUGUUCCCUCUUCAGGCUUUUGCAUAAAGUGUUUUAGAACUGAGAAGCAGCACAUCCAGAAACUUUAAGCCAUGAUUUUAAAAACAUGUAAUCAGCAAAAAGAGAAGAACCUCCACCUCUUUAGGUGUGCUACUCUCCAAAUUACUGAAAUGUCCUGUUGGCAAUUUAGGAAAGCAGCAACCACAAGGCACAGAAUGAAACACUUCAUUUUAUAGUUUACAAGACAUAACUGAGCGGUAGGUUGUACUACCCUCACAGCAAAUCACUUGUCCCCAAGAUSAAGUCUUGCCUCAUCCUGUCAUGUAUUUGUCUGUCAAGUUCCAUAUUCCAGACUUACACUUUGACUUAGCUGUUACCUGGAAAGGACUGUCACACUGCGAGAAGAGAUGGGGAAGCCCUUCUCAUCUGUAGUAUAUCUUUGGCUCUUUGUMCUUUUUUGUUUCUGUAUUUAUUUUGUUUAAGAACGAAAAUAUAAAUCCAUUUCUGCAUUUGUCUUCCUUGGUGCAGCCACUGAGAUGAAUGUAUUCUAGUUGUCUUCAGACUUCUUUGAGCAAACAGACUGUCUCAUUCAAUGACUUUGCUUCAUGUUUUGAUUGCUGUAAGGAGUGUGACUACUUUAAAGUUACUUGAAAGAUUUGGAUUCAGGAACUGAUAAAAGAUAACCCAGUGGUUAUCUGGGUAACCACUAGACUGUGACUACCCUAAUACUAAUUUAAUAGCUACAAUCUUACCUUCCACCAAAAAAGAUCCCAUUAAAAAGGUGCAUGAAUGAUAAUGCUAUCCUAAGGAAGUAGUGCAUUCUGACAGAUUGAAUCAGUAGGACUUAAGCAGGGGAARCCCUGAUCUGUGGGCCAGGAAAUUUGCUUAAAAUUUUAGUUAAAGGUUUCUUUUGUGAAGGAAACAUUACAUCUUCCAUGUUCUUCUUUCUCUUUUAAUGUUCACUUUCUGUAUGUGCUCUUGAAAGUUUCUUUUGUGAAUCUAUUCUUUCUAGAGUGUGCAAGAGAAGAGCAUUCCUCAAAAUGCUCAUGGAAUAGGCUGAUGUGRAACAGGCAUUCCUGAUCAAGUGGAGUAGAAGGAAAAUAAUCUGGUUACCUAGGACUGCAAAUUCUUCUAGUCUGUAUCUCUUUCAUAUUGCUGUGCUUCCUCUCUCAUUUMAUUUUGCAAAAUACAUAUUUAUUUUCUUACAUUGGUGCAUAUUGCAGAGAAGGAUAAUGCUUCUCUUGGUAACAGAAUGGUAAUCUUUGGUUUGAUUUCCGAGUAUGUCCUUUUUUCACUAGAACAUGAAGAAUCUAAGUGGUAUAUCCCAAAUCAUUUCAGCUCUUAAUGGUAGGUGCACAAUGUGUAAAUGUCCACAGAAAGAGGUUAAGUAUUAAUACUGUUCAUUUUACAAAACCUUCUCACGGACAAAAGCAGCUCUGUAUAUCUAGCAGUGUGCUCUCCUUUGCUCUAAGAUCUGGAUCCCUUCUUCUACUUGGUUGUACUUGGAUGUGCCUUUGGAGAUGUUAUGCCCUAAACUGUUACCAUCUUGGGGUGGCAACCCUUCCAUAUUACAGGUUACAACUGAGCUGGUCACAGAYGAUGCAUGGCAGGCUUGGUGCAGGUUCAAGAUUUGYUCUUUUCUCUUGGAAUACAGCUGUCAGGGAGUGUGAUAAUUAAACACUGUCAGAGCAAUAUGUUGUCAGCAUCAGUGGAAGAGCUGGGAGGGGUGCUAGUGGAAGAGGACCAUAACAGAUGGAUGUUUAACUCAUGCAGAUCUGUGAAGACUGAGUCCAAUCUGACAAUCUCAUGCAAGAAAAAUCUACCACGUGUGUGGUGAGCCUGUCACAGGUGAGAGUUGGAGCUUCAGACAAAGUUUAUUAAAGAAGCCCUCCCAUUGAAUCACGAGGUACAGAAAAGGGCCCCCUUGCCUUCUAAAAUCCUUCUCAGAGAGGACUCUGGAUGUGGCUGGAUSCAGUCUUAGCCCCAGACUGUUGAUGGUUUAUGUGUAAAGGAUUAUAUAGGCGUAAUUGAAYCUUUAUACAACUUUAUCCUGGAGGAUUUUUCAAGACAGCAAACCAUAUAYAUUGAUAUAUAUGAUUUAUUAUAAUGAUUGGACAAAAAUAUCUUAAUCAGAAUUAUUUACUACACUGUAUAGGAGCUAGAACACGUAUUAGAGUGCUCUGUGAUGCAAAAUUAAAGCAA